CGUGCGCUGCACCAAGCGCCCCGUUCCUGGGAGUUGGACUCUGCCGCAGAGCGCCGCCGCGUCGCAGGGAAAGCCGAGCCUUCUCUACCCUCCGGAGUUUGAUCGAAGGGGCGCGAGUGAGGCAACAGCGCGCGCCGUCCCGGUCGGCACUUUCUCCGCGAAGGUCUCUCCUCUGCUCCUGCCGGUCGUCUCUCUUCGAAGCGUUUGUAAGCGGGCGUUACGAAAACACCAAAGCAACAAAAGGAAGCGACUGCAGAAGCGAAAGAGAAGCGUGUUGGUGGGGGGAGUCCCAGUAACGAACAAUAAAAAGGCCGGCGUAUCGCCUGUCUUAGAUCAUUCAGAAACAGAACCUCCGCUGCGAGAGGUCGUCCUUGUGCGGUGUUGACCGGGGGAACCAGACAUACCUCCAUCUCCUGCGACCUGAAGUAGCUCACUUUAGAGUUUCUGGAUUCAGUUUUGUCCUCGUCGAGCGCGGGCUCGUAGAGAGGAAAAAAAAAGAAGUUUUCGGGAGAGAAAGUCACCUACUGCCUGUCCGGUGUCGUCGGCGAAGUUAUUGUAUCGGUCGGGUAUUUCCGAGUGACGAUGCUGAUGAGGGCGACGCAGCACUUCAUCUUGUGGGGAGUGGUUCUCGUCGGACUGGCGCAGGGAGCCUACUUGAUCAACUUUUCACACGUGCUCAACAGGAACCUGGGGAACGUUAAGCGAGAAGUGGACACCGACCGGUGCCACCCGACGCAGCCGUUCCGGUGUCCAGCGUCCACCACCGUGUGCAUCUCCAUCCAAUACCUGUGCGACGGCGCGCCAGACUGCCCGGAUGGUUACGACGAGGACCCCAGGCUUUGCACGGCAGCGAAGCGACCCCCAGUGGAGGAGACUGCUAACUUCUUGCACACGUUGCUGAGCAACCACGGGCCCAACUACUUGGAGAAGCUCUUCGGACCCAAGGCUCGAGACGCUCUGGCACCUUUAGGCGGCGUGCAGAAAGUAGCCGUCGCACUGUCCGAGGGCGAGACGCUGGAAGACUUCGGCAAGGCAUUACACCUGAUGCGCUCCGACCUGGAGCACCUUCGCAGCGUCUUCAUGGCCGUCGAGAGCGGGGACAUCAGCCUGUUGCGUUCGCUCGGCAUCCGUGACUCGGAGCUGGCAGACGUCAAGUUUUUCCUCGACAAACUGGUCGCCACGGGGUUCAUGGAUUAGUGACCGCCCUCUUGCACAUGUUCCCUUCCUGCCCAAAUUACCUGUUCGGUCCUGCGCGGCAAAUCGAGGCCCCCCCCCCUGCCGUCUCUCAAACAUCCCUUUACCCUAAUCCUUCCCUUUCGCUUCAGUUUGUUUGUUGGGCUGGUACGUUACGUCGAUAACAUCCUGCUGUGACGGCGCGUCCGAAAGGAGGUGUGCGUACGAUGCAGUCUCUCUCGCUAUGACGUUCCUGUUCCUGUGGGUGAACAAAAAUGGCAUUGUCGGUUGUGUUUUCGAAGAAAAAGUGCUGUUAUGUGUGUAGCUCGGGAGAAACGCAAGUGGUGAUGAGCGUUUGGCGUAACAACCCGAAAUUGCCGUGCAGUAAUCAUAUUGUCAAUAAAAGCUGAAGAAGCGGAGCGCGAUGAGUUGACGCGUUCCACACCGGCUUGCCAACUACAUACAUCUGCUCUUUCGCGCUCAUUUCCUGCCUAGCUAUUCAUGCCAGCAUAGAUGCUCUGAAACUCGUUGAUCUGUGAACACCAUCAUAUUUUUUUUUUGAGUGAGACACUUAAAGUAGAAACCAAAGGACAGCCAGAGAAUGUGCAAGGCUGUUCAAAAUGCUUUCGAUGUGUUGAUGAAAGAAAGGAAGCUUGUAAAGUGUAGGCGAAAAGGUUGCUGAAAGCUGGCUCACGCUACGACCCAUGAGGACAGGUAGCCGCUCAUUAAGAACACAAAACAAGCAAUUGCUCGAUAUACCUAAAAAACAAUCUGCCCCAUCAGUGUUUAGUAUAUGUACUGGUCUAUAUCCGCUAAUACUUGCACCUCUUCGAUUCAUUUAAGGAAAAGGCGAUGGGAAUAGAAACCAGUAAUGCGUGCGACCAAAGGAAAAAAAGAAAAUUGCUUUCGAAGCUCUCGGGUAUAAAAAAGCAAUUCGGUCUGUAAUGUUUUGUUUUGGCGUACUCAUGUUGUAGCACUGAAAAGACAACGGAAGACGAUGCAAAACAACAAUUUCACUGCACCCAUACGCUUGGUGUUUGGACUUAAGGAGAAAGCUGUGAGUCAUCAGGACCAAAUCGCAACUCUUAACUACCCAACGCCAAGCGUACAACAGACACUUCUGCAACUCAUCACAGGCCCCUUUCAAGUGAAGACAGAACGUGAUAUCGUGCCGCAGAUAUUUAUGUAACCAUGACAAGAAUUUUUGAUGUGCCGGCAAGGAUUUAUCGCAAAAUAUGACAACCAUUUCUGCCGUGGCAUAAUGCUUUCUGCUGCGCUUUUGGACUUAUUGCCCGAAGAAAAAAUGUGCAGCUAAACAGAAUUGGAAUGUACGGGCCACCUGAAGGGCGAUGGUGUGAUUAUUCUGUACUUAACGCAUGAACGCCCCAUGAUAAUUUAUUGUGAGCUCGUCAGCUAAGUUAAGCAGAAAACAAAAUAUCUUGUCAGAAUUUUUAAAUGAUAAAGCAUGAUAUGAUUGCUAUUGUGCCGUGGCUACUGUUAAUGAGUGAAAAAGUUGAUUUAUGCUUGGCUGUCUUAUUAAAAUGGCUUGAAAGGAUGCUAAAUUACCGCUAAACAGCAAUUAGCUCCAUUACACUAGCGAUUUUUUCUGCUGGUACUAGGGCAAGGCUCUCUAAGCAAGUAACUAAGAACGCAAACCUGUUAGUGAACGGUAUAUAGAAGGCCCUGCCAAAGCAAUAAAAUGCUUGGUUGAUAUCAGCAGGUUUAGUUCAAACUAUGGAAAAAGAUAGGUCACAGUAAUUGCACUUAUAUUCAUCGUUUUAAACUAUAAUGACUUGUGAGUAUUAUGUACAUUUUCUUGGAUACUUUGGCGCCUUACAGUUUCCGUUUUGAUAUGAUAGACAACAAUAUUAGCAAGAGGUUAUGCUACACAGUCCUGGUAGAAAGAUCAGACACUACUUAAGCAGUUUUGAAAAUUAUAUAAAAUAUGCAAAGAAGAAUAAAUUUGCCUCGGACUUGCUGUUUAUCCCCACAGAGAAAUAUUUUGGUCUAUCAAGAAGACGAGGUAAUAUUUAUUUAUUGAGAAUGUUUGGCUAAAAUAACAGCAAGAACUCUUGCUGAUAAUCCACAUCCUUGUUUUUUAUAUAUUUUCUUGACUGAAAACAAGCAUUAUGUGCUGAAAGCAGGCGCGUGAUUUUCCAGUGUUGUUAGUCCUAUAAUAUUUUAGCGCAGUACCAUAAUGUUUAAAUAAUAUGCAUACAGAAAAUAGUGAUUUUCUGCAAUCUAGUCCCCCUUCAGUAUACCACAAAGCUACAACUUGAACACCACAUAGCAUCUGAAAAGAAAAACUGCGAAACACGAAAUUUUAGCGCGAGCUAAAAUACACUCUGGAGCAAUUAGUGAACAAGAACUUCUAUACGAAAUAUUCUACAUGACAAUUGAACAUAUUUUCGUAAAUCUAUUGGAACAAAAUACUUAAGGCUAUACAAUGCCAAUUCAGUGCUUUAAACAAUAGCUGAAAGUUGUUCUUUGGCUUAUUAUAUUAAGUUUUAGAACAAUUGAAUAUACAAAACACUUUUUUUUCUUCGCAGUCCAUCAAGUCUUCAAAUUAAUAUAAACAUUACAUUCCAGAUCUCCGACAAACGCUGUCUUGUUUUCUGUAUUACACAAUGAACCACAAAACCGUAUAAAGUUAUAAAAUAGAGCUGUUAAAUUGGUAGUGUUUUUUUUACGUAAGUGAAAUUAUGUGCUCAAAUACUAAAGUCAAUAAGGACACUGGUGAAAUGCAAUUAUUUUCCCAAGUUUACCCUAAGGUAUUGCGUGGGGAAACUGCGCAUGCACACUAAUAAAUUACUGAUUACUGAUCAGCUGCGGUUACCCUAUUCAAGGGCUUCAGGGUUCUCAGCUGGUGCUCAGUCUGUAUAUUUUUGUACAGCAAGUGAGGAAACCACCUAUAAACAUUAUUAAUCGAAAUGUUGCAUUCCGCUUCUAUGUGAUACUGUGUAUGGUGCAAGUACAGUUCUAUCAGAGAGGUUAUUUAUCAACAUUUGUUAAUGUUUAGAGGACUAAGAAGCUUGUCAAGCAUCGGGUGAUAAACGAAAGAUGUGUGGACGUAUUCCAACGCAUAUUUUCCUAAAUAUUCAUUGUUAUCUGAACAACAGUGCGCUUAUAAUGGUAAUGAGACGUUAAAUGAAUAAAUACGUAUCUAUAAAGCGAUGGUGAUGAAAACAAUCUUUGAAUAAAAUUUACUCGUAAUAUGUGCUUGAAACACUGUUCCUUCUGUCCUACGCUCGUUCUCGACCGUUUUUUUUUUCACGAGAGCGACCCACAAUAUAUCUUCUUGAAGCGACUUCUGCUGUUUAAUUUGCAUGUAAAGGUAAUUAGUUCAAUCUGCUUUUCAUUUGGUCAUUUCGUAUGGUCAUUUUGUGCCACAAAUCUAAGUGUAUCUGACGUUGUAUCCGGAGGCAUGGAAAUUGGUGUUCCUUACCAUUUUAAUACAUUUGAUAGCUAAGGCACAUUCUUAGAAAAUUGUCAGAACUAUUGCGUUUACAUUGUAGUCCGGUUUUUUUUUGUGAACCCCUGCGCUGCGAUCUUACAAGACGUAGCCAUCUCACCAGACUUCCUUUCAAACAUUUCUCCUGAAAAGAAGGACAAUCAACCCUACAAGACUUACAAGAUCCUUAUAGUCUUUCAGUAAUCAGGCUUUUUUACAUAUAAAUAUACUCAAGCGUUGAACACAAUCGCUACGUUUAGUGUGCUUGUGCGGCCUAUCCGAACUACUUGUUAUCUCACUUCGAGUGUAUUAAAAAAUGCAGAGACAAAUCAAGUUGUAGCUUUCUUAAUGAUUCAGUGAAUAUUAUCCGUGAAUUUCGCAAUGAACUAGCAGUGUUGCUAGCAGUGUAAAUGAGCAAAAGUAACGACGCUUGGCGCUGAGUAAACUACGAUUGGCAAUCCCAACGCGGGACGUGUGACGUACUGUUAAAUCAGAAGUUACUCUGUUAUUUCUCCGUAUAACUGUUACACUAUAUAAACAAUAUAGACUUCAUUAGAAUAUAUUCGUUGCCGUGGUCAUGGUAACCGCUUUUAUUUAGGCAAAUAUUUAUUCAUUUAGGCAAACUUCGAGGUUGUAUAGUUCAGUAGUAAACAUAUAUAACGCGUUUAGGGUCAGGUAUGAGUAGCGAUUUGUAGAACGUGUCUUUUAUAGAGGCAUACGAUGCAAACCGGUAAACCUGAUGAUUCUUCGUAACGCACAGUGAAUAUUCAAGCUGGAAAAGCGAAUAGCCAGAUCAGUUAUGAUACAUUUCCCGUAUUGUAUCAAAUAUAUUUAUUGAUGUUUUCAUUACGAAUAUAAUGCAAUACAGGACAGGAAUACCUAGUGAGAAAGUGCCGAGCAAAAUAAGAAAAUAAAACGUGAUGUGAUAAGUGGUUUUAGCGUCCAGGAGCGAGAGAAAGACAAGCUAUACAUGACGCCCAUUUAUAUUUGUUCAAGAUUUAAGCACCGGGAAACUAGAGAUUAGCAUCCGGCUCGUUUAUGAAAUUCUCGUUUCAGGUGAAAUAUGGUUUUCAAAUGAAAAAAAAAGAACCAUUCGUUUCUUUUUAAUUUAUCCAGUGUAUGCUGUGCCCUUAGACACCGAUUAAGUCGCCAAGACUUAUUACUUACCAGUUACAAUAUAGUUAGUGUUUGAGAGAGCCAAUUUAUCACUUUGGUUUCAAGGAUACGGAAUGCUACGCGCCCUCCAUUAUUGCGCUCCUUGUAGUAACGACUGUAGUUUAGCCCUCUCGGUCUAUGCUGCUAACCUACUCUGUAUUGCUGGCCUCGCCGCCUCACUACGCUACUGUCGCGGACAAUCACUCUCGCCCAAUGAGGAGGGGAUGAAAAUGGCGUCGCUAUGCGAACGCAAGGCAAUGGCGACGCCGACCCCUUUGGUGUUCGUGUGUAUGUGUUAUCUGUGUGUGGUGACGAUUUUGGUUUCGUCUGCUACUCCCCUUGACCCAUGCUUCCGGAUAUGACGUCACCGCCUGCGGAAGUUGCUUUCCAGUUGGCAUGUUGCAAGAAAACAAUUGGAGGAAGCAGUUUUGCCCGUGGCAUCGUGAUUGGCCGACUGCAAGUGCUGAAUGUGAACUUCGCAGAUAGCUGAACUUUCCGGUUGCAGUCCUCUGUCGUCUGUAAAUAGUGUGUGUUACAUUGCGUUGGCUUUGCCGCUAGUCCAGAGCACCCUGAACGUAGCUAAUAUAAUUCUAAAUUGUAAAUGUGUUUCAAGUAGGACUCGGGAAAAGUGAACUGUUCACUUUGAAGAACAUCAAAAUGAGAUUGCUAGGUAUAGAGCAUACCCUUGUUUGAUUAACGGCAGUGGAUGCUCAGCGAUAACAGUCGGUAAUCGCUGUUUAGUUCUAUUUAUAUAGUCUCCCUCAGUAAACGCCUUUAUUGUGCUUCCUUAGCGUGCACAUUAAUAAACAUUGUUAGUGACUGCAAAAACUAUACACGCUUGUAACAGAGUAAACAAAUGAACAUUGAUUUUGCUUAUUUGCAAACAUAAUAUAGUUACCACCACUCAUGCUGCACUCAAAUAUGCAACACUUACGUUGUUCCAAUGUCUUGUUUUCUUCUUAGAGGUCAUUUCAUAAAAAUAACUUGCCAAUCUACGCCAAACAGGCUUUAGUCCUCCUUUCGGUACUCAAACGCAAUUAUGGUUGACUAGUUCAUGAAUUUUAGGUUAGGCUUGAAAUGUAGUUCAUAAUGGCAUACAUUAGAUAAUUUUAGUUUUCUUAUUUAUUCUUUUAUCUUCAAUGUGCACCUCUGCUUGUGCAUUGAGGGUUCAUUCACAAAUAAAUGAAAAUAUGAUUACCUCUAAUAAAAAACUUUGGAUUCAGUUGUCAACUGUCAUAAUGAAAAGGUUUCAAGCUACCUGUAUUUGUUGUAACCCUGGCUAUUUUCAGUGUGAACAUGGAUUGGAUCACAGUGUGUUUGCUUGACGCAAUUGUGUCUUAUUGUCAAAACCUCAUAUGCUCUGUGCAUGUCCUUGCCUUGUUAAAAAAGAUCAACCGAUAAUCAAACGCAAACUAUGUGGACGAAGUAGCCCGUUCGAACACUUAAAAUUUCUGCGAGAACGCGUGAUGUGGGCAGGAGUAUGUAGUAGCAUGUAGCAGUACACAUGCUUGUGUGUUUUGUUUACGAAAACAAUGUCUUCAAAUAUGUGUUUGACUUCGAAAACGCGAAGACGCGGCAAAUUACAGGAAAUAAAGUGUCUCAUCAUGU
Messenger RNA from Dermacentor silvarum, 7387 nucleotides. Its product is annotated as IDLSRF-like peptide. Bases 583 to 1197 code for a protein of 204 amino acids. The transcript is spliced from 4 exons. Gene Ontology annotation, molecular function: protein binding. The record is from RefSeq and is a predicted model, not a curated record. NCBI's taxonomy places the organism in Eukaryota, Metazoa, Arthropoda, Arachnida, Ixodida, Ixodidae.